Messenger RNA from Rhizopus microsporus ATCC 52813, 1707 nucleotides. RefSeq lists its product as uncharacterized. Gene Ontology annotation, molecular function: GTP binding. NCBI's taxonomy places the organism in Eukaryota, Fungi, Mucoromycota, Mucoromycetes, Mucorales, Rhizopodaceae. The record is from RefSeq and is a predicted model, not a curated record. Bases 1 to 1707 code for a protein of 568 amino acids. Gene Ontology annotation, cellular component: mitochondrion. The transcript has 2 exons.
AUGUCAAAACUUUUAUUAAAGUCACAAUUUGUACGGCAAUGUCUAAGAGCACGCACGAUUCACUUGGCAAGACACAUUACAACAGAGUGUAGAUUGAUUCGACCUAGCAUUUUUAUUAAUGCACAUCGACAUAUUCCCAUAAUCAAACGACUGAUCCAUUCUGAUUGGCCUUUGUACCAGAAAGAAGAAUCUGUGAGUAAAGAAAAUGAAGCAUUACUUGGCGAUUGUCCUGGCUGUGGCGCUCCUUUUCAACAAACGGACAGUAACAAGCCUGGAUACCUGGUAGAGAGAAAAGACAAGGAGAUUAAAAAGAAGAAGAUUCAGAAAAAGAGUUUAUCAGACGAAGAAUAUCAAAAGCUUGUGGAGAGCUUAGACGAUGAGACUCGCACGCUGCUUGAGGGCGACGAGGAUAAUGAAUUGGCUAAAGAAAAUACUCAAGAAGGGACUGUCACAAAACCCCAACGUACUGUAUGCCAACGCUGUCACGAGCUUCAGUAUCAUCACAAGAGCACAACAAGCUCUUCACCCAAGUUCUUAAGAGAAAGUCAACAGUAUGGCUCACUUGAGUUUUUGAAAACGAAGCAGGAUCCGCUUGUUGUUGUAGUAUUAGAUAUUACCGAUUUGCCAAGUUCACUGGGACAUCUACCAGAGCUGCUUGCACAGAACCCUAGUGCACGAGUGCUGCUCGCAGCCAACAAGAUGGAUAUUCUACCAGUGUCAGCAAGACGACAUGAGCAGCGCAUAAGGGAUUGGAUAGUGCAACAUGUUAAAGGCUUGGGAUUGUCUACAAAGCAAAUUAUCUCGACCACAUUAGUGAGUGCCAGAAAGGGAUGGGGUAUUACAGGCUUAAUGCAUCGCAUUGAUGCAGAAAGACGUCCAACGGAUGAUGUAUAUCUGGUAGGAUGUACUAAUGUGGGCAAAUCUGCCCUUGUAAAUAAGUUUAUUUCACAAAUUAGAGGCGGUCUAGAUGAACAGGGCCGUCAAUUAAAGCAACAAUUGAAAGAAAAGUAUCAGAUCACAAGCUCAGUAGUGCCAGGAACAACCAUGGGUACCAUAAAGAUCCCAUUACAUAUUUUGGGAAUGACAUCUGAUGAUCAUUUAGAGGCUUGGAAGAAGCGUCGAUUUGUCAUCAAAGAACGUUAUAUGAUUGAUACGCCAGGCAUCAUUAAUGAACAUCAGUUAAUUCACAAAUUAUCAUUUGACGAUCAAAAGAGGAUUGUCAAUCAAAAGGAGAUAAGCCCGGUGACUUUCAAACUAGAACCAGGCAAAUCUCUACUACUUAAGCCACUGAUACGAAUUGAUCUGCUGGAAUCAAAUGAACCAGUGCUUUUUACCAUGUUUAGUCCCCUAGCUCCACAUAUUACUCGAACAGAAAAACUACCACCCGCCUACGCUCUUGAAUAUAAAACACAUGUUCGACCCAUGAAGGACAAUACGAUAUUAUGCACUGACUCACUAAUGCCUAUGGACGAAAUUGUAAGAGUGAAUGGUAUUCACCCAUCACGUGCAUCAGUUGACUUUAGCUUUGCGGGUGCUGGAUGGGUUGCACUGACGGGUUUAUUUGAAAAUGCCAAGUUUAGAGUAUGGCUGCCCAAGGAUCUGGACCCUUAUAAAGUGUUUACAAUACGCGAUCCACCCUUCUUGCCUUUUGAAUAUAAAGGAUCCAUCAGAAAGUUCUUUGGAUCAGGAGAACGGGCAAAGAAAUAG